AUGCAUAUUUUACUUCUUAGAACGUCUUUAUUCACUGAGGAGCAAGCUCAGAGGCUGGUUGAUGAGCACAAUUACUAUCGGCGAUUUCAGAAUGCUUCAGACAUGGAAAUGAUGAUUUGGGAUCAGGACUUGGCGGAUGCGGCUCAAGAAUGGGUAGAGAGCUGCGAGUGCUCCGCAUUAUGUGAACAUGGCUUUUCUCCUGAUACUAGUGGUCGAUACGGAAACAAGCCUUGGUUUCAUCUUGGGUUCAAUGACGAGCAAAGAUUUGGACAAAAUUUGUAUUUUUCUUUUAUGGACAACGAAACUAUCACAAGUGACCCGAUACGCCAGUGGCACGGGGAGAUAAGAGCGUAUAGUUAUGGAUCGCGAACUUUUUUAGCGCCUGAGCUUGGAAGGCAAACUGACGAACAGUGCCGACCUGGUGCAGUUUGUGGCCACUACACGGCACUUGUGUGGUCGACCUCGACUCGCGUCGGUUGCGGGUAUCAUGUUUGCGAGGGAAUGACGAAUGUCAAUUGUCAUUAUGGCCCGCCUGGUAAUAAGGGAAUAAUGCCCGUCGGAAUUGGAAGGAAACCGUUUCGCAAAGGUGGGCAAUCUUGUGAGGACUGUGAAUCUGGCCAUGGAUGGUGUGAUGAUGGUCUUUGCAUUGAAUGUCCCGAUGGAAAUUGCGACUGCCCGAUAGAAUGCAAAAACUGUGGAAUUCUGGACGAGGACACCUGUCAAUGCAUUUGUGCACCAGGAUGGGAUGGAAUUGCGUGCCAAAGACCUUGCGAUAAUAUGGAAGAAUCCUGUGGAGCUAGCCCUGGAGUACCGCUUAGCAUGGCUUGCACAACCGAUGAAUACCCACGAUUCCCGAAUUUUCUCUGCCGCCACGCUUGUGAUUAUUGUCAGUCUGUUGACCAGGCAACAACUGUGUCGUCACUUUGUUGUGGUGGAAAAUUGUGCUAUAAUGAGGGCUACUUGGACGAAGAAAAUUGUGAAUGUGUUUGUCCGUAUGGAGGGCGUUCUGAAGACUGCAAGACUGAAGAAAUGCUAACCACGAAAGCACCAGAACCUGAUCGACAAAACAACUCCGAAAAAGGAGGAAAGUCAGUAGCUUCUCAACAAGCACAUGAUGAUCCCGAGUCACAAAAACAGAUCAGCGGCUGUAAUGGGAUGAAGUUCUCAGUUUUCAUGGUCACUGUAUCUUAUUUGUUCGCAUAG
Molecule: messenger RNA, 1203 nt
Organism: Oikopleura dioica
Lineage: Eukaryota; Metazoa; Chordata; Appendicularia; Copelata; Oikopleuridae
Source: the annotation of a GenBank genome assembly